AUGGACACACCCGGAGCAGAGAAGGCGUUCAUGUUCGACAGACACCCUUGCGGUGCCACUCCCCCCCAUCUUUGGGCGCAACAGCCAGUCAGGCCCGGAAGCCGCAGACCCAACACAACACAGCACAGGAGGCGUGAUGCUGGAUGGCUUGGCUGGCUCGCCCAGCGUGUCGUCGGCCUGCAAGCUGCAAGUUUCAGAACGGCUGGGCAGCACACAUCCGUUCCCCAUUCUUCGUCUGUUGGCGACGUGGACGGGCCGGUCAGUCAGUCGCAGUUGAGCAAAGGCCAUCCGCACGAGGUGCCCAUCCAUCCAAGCCUCGAGAAUAAGCCAUUUUGA
Messenger RNA from Purpureocillium takamizusanense, 336 nucleotides. RefSeq lists its product as uncharacterized. NCBI's taxonomy places the organism in Eukaryota, Fungi, Ascomycota, Sordariomycetes, Hypocreales, Ophiocordycipitaceae. The transcript has a single exon. The record is from RefSeq and is a predicted model, not a curated record. The coding region runs from base 1 to 336 and encodes 111 amino acids.